AUGAAGCGCUGGGGCUUUGACAAUGUCGACGACACGAACGCAAUGUCGGCAAGCAUGGUUACGGAGGUGUAUGGCAAGUGCCACCUGCUUCUCGUCCGCUUGAAUCCGGAGGGAGUAACUUCUUCCUGGUGGAAAAAGGGCCACUGCCAUGGUGGCUUUCUUCGCAAGGAGGCCAAGGGAUACAGCCCGACUGUUCAGCUUUAUUCAGUGUGCCCCAUCACAGCCAAGCACAAUCUUCGUACCGUUUCUCACAAAACCAAAGGAGUGUUCAAACCCACAGCAGCGAGCUUCACCGUGGAGGACAAUGGAGUUGGUGUUGACUGGUCUGAUCUUGCCUGGGAACCGAAUGCCAGUGAUAUGUUGGACCUGCGAGCGGGUAUGGAGGCUCGGCCUGCAAUAGCCGAGUUUGGAUUUGGUCCCACGCAGCAGACGAUUAUGGGGAACAAGAAUGUGAAAUUACCGGAUUUCAAACAAGACGACAUUGAGAGAUUUUUUGCUCUACCCGAUAGACUCAACAUCUACACAGGCGAGAUUCUGUAUGUGGGACAAAAUUUUAUUGAAUCCGACAUCAACAGUUUCACUGUUUGCUCGGGAGCCAUUGUUUUUCUUCUUGACAAGAAUCAGCCUUCAUCGGUGGACGAAGCCGACUACGGAAAGGCUGUCGCAAUUCAUUCUGCUGCACAUCCUGUAUUGACUAAUCAAAACUACGGUUUUUUGAUCAAUGAACACCCUGUUUUCAAGGGUUUAUGA
Molecule: messenger RNA, 750 nt
Organism: Seminavis robusta
Lineage: Eukaryota; Bacillariophyta; Bacillariophyceae; Naviculales; Naviculaceae
Source: the annotation of a GenBank genome assembly